AUUGAGUUGAUAUGUAUUUGCAUGAACGGCUUAUGUGCUUUCGUAUGAGCGCUGACGACCCACCGCAUCCUUCCUUCCUCUCUCGUUCUGCAUUAUGUAAACCGUCAUCACCACCGCACGCGCGCUCCAAGCGCAAGGGCUAUUCAGCCGCCGCACACAAACAGUCACGGACCGACGGGUUUAAAGAACUGAGGAUUUAAAUUAAAUACCGAGUGUGAGAGACGUUGAGCCUUGGGUGAGGGAGGGAAAGAGACUGAUUUGUAUCUUCCCCAGAUCGGGAGGGGGAGGAGGCACGGAGAAUGAGCUAUUAUUGUACCAGCACAGAGGCUGUGUGUAAUAGCCAGGACGCACCUAACGCCAGUGCGAGGAAAGCAGCUACUAAUAAUACGAACCGUGGCAGCGAAGGUCUCGAGAGCAGCAGCACCACUAGUUCACGGCAGUCGCAACCCCAACCGCUCGUGGCCAUGAAAGUGAAGAAAGGCUGCAACUCGACAGAUGCUGGGGUCCCGGUUACAAGUGAAGACGAGUUGCUAAGAAACCCAGUAAUAUCGCCUGAGGAUGUACUUGGGUUACAGAAGAUCACCGAAAACUACCUAUGUUCCCCAGAGGAGAACGUUCACAUGAUCGACUUCACACGGUUCAAGAUCCGAGACAUGGAGACAGGGACGGUGCUGUUUGAGAUCACCAAACCCCCUGUACCAGCGGGCGAAAAGAAGGAUUUUGACCCCAACGGAGGCCGCUUCGUCCGUUACCAGUUCACCCCUGCCUUCCUGCAGCUGCGCCAGGUCGGCGCCACUGUGGAGUUCACAGUGGGAGACAUGCCCAUCAACAACUUCAGGAUGAUUGAGAGGCACUACUUCAGAGAGCAGCUCCUCAAGAGCUUUGAUUUUGAGUUUGGUUUCUGUAUGCCCAGCAGCAAGAACACCUGUGAACACAUCUACGAGUUCCCCCCUCUAUCAGAGGACAUCAUGCGUGAGAUGAUCCUGAACCCAUACAAAACGCAGUCCGACAGCUUCUACUUUGUGGACAACAAGCUGGUGAUGCACAACAAGGCAGACUACUCCUACAGUGGGAGUCCGUAGGAGCACAGGACUUCCCUAGACACCUAGACCCACUCCAACUCCAACUCAAACCCACCCCCCCAUGGGACCAUGGACAGACAGACAGACAGACAGACAGACAGACAGACAGACAGACAGACAGACAGACAGACAGACAGACAGACAGACAGACAGACAGACAGACAGACAGACAGACAGACAGACAGACAGACAGGCAGACAGACAGACAGACAGAUGACGAACGGAGAGACGUAUGGACGGACUGACAGGUCACAAGCAACAGGACUGAUGGACAGCUUUUUUUCUCCAAUCAGAAUUCCACCAUUGCUUGUUAUCCCCUAAAUUGCAAUCCCCUACUCCAAUCUCUUGCAAUGACCUCUCAACUUUCUGUGUCUGAUAGAGAGUGUUAUAGAUGUGUACACAGUCUAGCAUACAUAAACACACACAGACCUUCGCUAUGGGACACAUCUGAUGUGGCCUGAUCUAGACAAAAUAAAUGCACAACCAGUACAGUAUAUAAGGGCCAGUAACAAUGAGUGAGAUUGAAUGUCUAGUCAGUGUGUUCUCAGUCAGUCAGCUAAAG
Messenger RNA from Salmo salar (Atlantic salmon), 1644 nucleotides. Its product is annotated as protein unc-119 homolog A. Gene Ontology annotation, cellular component: centrosome; spindle pole; intercellular bridge. Gene Ontology annotation, molecular function: lipid binding. Gene Ontology annotation, biological process: visual perception; nervous system development; positive regulation of protein tyrosine kinase activity. Lineage: Eukaryota; Metazoa; Chordata; Actinopteri; Salmoniformes; Salmonidae. The record is from RefSeq and is a predicted model, not a curated record.